This is a messenger RNA of Condylostylus longicornis, 5885 nucleotides long. RefSeq names its product nucleoporin Nup188 (gene Nup188). The record is from RefSeq and is a predicted model, not a curated record. Gene Ontology annotation, molecular function: structural constituent of nuclear pore. Gene Ontology annotation, cellular component: nuclear pore inner ring. Bases 66 to 5837 code for a protein of 1923 amino acids. The transcript is spliced from 11 exons. Gene Ontology annotation, biological process: protein import into nucleus; RNA export from nucleus. Lineage: Eukaryota; Metazoa; Arthropoda; Insecta; Diptera; Dolichopodidae.
UUCAAUUGACAAUUCGCCAAGAGGAAAAUAUAACCCGCGUAAAAGAAAUAAAAUUAAAAAUAAAAAUGACUUCUACCUUAGACGAUAAAUCUAAACGCUUAAAAAAUAUUAAAGAAAUAUCUGAGCUGGAUGUCACCGAUUGGAAAAGAGUUUGGCAAUUAGUAUCUGGUAUUCAUUAUAGUACAUCAGAAUCUUUAGUUAAAGAAUCACUAUUUGAAAAAAGUAAAGAAAUACAAGAUGGAUUAUUCCAAUUUAAAAAGCCGAAAACUUUUAACAAUGAUGACUUAGAAAAACUUUUAAAAAGUUUGAAACAAGAAAAAUUAUUGCCGUUUACAACUAAACUGCAAUAUAUUUUGGACUUAGAACCUGCACAAUGUUGGGAUGUCUUAUGCUAUUAUUUGGCCAAAGAGUUUCGUGGCACAGCUAAUUCGUUACCACUGCUGACAGCCACUGAAUCAAAUAUGACCAAAUUUUUAGAUGACAUUUGGCGAUAUUAUACACUGCAAAGAAUGGUCUUUCUGAAAUUAGUUAAAAAUCUUUUGGAAUUUUAUCAAAAUCAAUAUCACCCGUAUCAUGAACAAUACAAAGAAAUUUUAGAUAAAAUUACAUUAGAAAAAUUAAAAACGUCCUAUUUAAAGCAACUUGAAUUUCUAAUUAAAGAAACACCUCCGUUGAAAUUAACAGGGGGAGAGUUUUGGAAUUAUCAAGCAAAAUUAUGUGAUUGGAAUGAAAGAAAUUGCAAAGAGACUAUUGAAAUACUUCAUAUACUUAUAUUAAUUGUACAUUUCGUUGGAGUUACAGUGGAGGAAGUUACGCAGUUGAUGGAAUACUUUAAAAUGCAUUCAUUUGGAAGGCAACAGCGCUUCUUGAAUGAAUCAAAUGAAUUACAUUUACAACUAAUAAGAAAAAUUGGAUAUAGUGAAAUAAUUUUAUUUAUGAAGUGUAUUGAUGUAUCACAGAAAGAUACUGAUUCAGCUUGGAUAUAUAAUGUUAUAAAAAAUUUAGAUGAAAGUAUAACUUCUAUAAAACAUGGACCAUCCUCAAGUCAACUUUGUCCAGAACAUGGUCCUCUUUUAUUAUCAUGGAUGCUAUUUAAUUUUCGUGUUAUUGAUUCUGAAACAGAUGAUAUCGCAACGAGGAAAUUCAGGCAAUAUGGGGGAAAAGCUGUUCAGUUAGAUGUUUUUAAUAGUUUUAAAAAUAUAGUCACACAUCAAAUGUUUGAAGAUGACAGUUUAAUAAGUAGGGUUGCUAGAAAAACAGUUUACAAUUAUUUAAAUCAUUUAUGUGAAUUAUUCGAUGAUGGUUCAAUUGGAAAACAUAAUGGAGUUUAUGAUUUAUUGAGUGAGCUUUUGCACACGCCGUUGAUAGCAAAACAUUUUGUGCAGAAUGAAGAUUGUGGAAUUAGAUCGCUAUAUACUGGGUUACUGGAAAAUUUUCCUAUUGAUUUUUACAGUAUUAGCAAAAUAUUUUUAGCCCUUUCAAAAGCCGGGAAAUAUAAUUUUGUUAAGGAACAAUUUCAGCAGUUGCCAAUUUAUACAGAAUUUUAUGAUGAAUGUAAACAUAAAUUAAUGCCAUUAGGUAAUGAUGAAUAUAUAACUACUCAACCGUAUACGCCAUUUAAAGGAAUUGAUUACGUUAUUCCAAUUAAAACCAGUGCAGCGAUUUUAAGCCACGAUAAUGGUGCUUUUGUUCAUUUCAGAAUCCCUGUCAAUUAUUUUGAUGUCUUACAAAAUGAAAUGAAUAAUCUUUUGAGUUACGUUACACAAUAUGUUGAAAUUGAUGUAAAUCGGUUUAAAAACAUUAACGCUGGGGUCGAAUAUUUAUCUUUUGUGAUAAGUAAGAUUGAAAAACCUCAAGAUAUAGCACCAGAAAUGGUAUUUCCAACGGAAAUGUGUAUUGAUAUUUUAAAUAAAUUUAAGAAUAUAUUUAAUCCUCCUAUCGAAUUAUUAGCAAAUUGUCUAAAUGUGUGUACAUCUUUACUUAGCAAUUUCAAAAAUGAAAUUUCAUCUCGUAUUGCUAAUUUAAAUAUUUUGCCAUCAGUGACGAGUGAAAAUUUGGAUUUUAUCAAAUAUGCACAAGGAGUCAGUUUUGAUUCAAAUAUAGUUGGAACAUAUUUGAUCAAUUAUGAACGCAAAAUUGAAAAAUACGAUUUUUUAAUAUCUUAUAUAAACUUUCUUAAAGAAUAUUCUAACAUAAAUAUGGAACAGGUUGUCCCAAACAAUUUGUUUGUAUUUGAAAUUCCGGGUUUAAUAUUUCUUUUGCGGGAAGUGUUUCCUCAUUUGCAUUCAUGGAGAUUCAGAUCAUCUUUUGAAAGAAAUCGAAUUUACAAAGAAACAUUGGAAUACUUCUGUGAAAUUUUGAACAUACAUAUAAAAAACUCAGAAAUAACAAACCAGAAUUCAAAGAAAAUUUUGAAAGACAUUUGCAUAUAUAAUCUUCUAAAUUCAGAUAAUGGAAUAGCAUUACUUAAAUUUAUUGCAAUAGGCAAUCCUUUCUUACAAAUGUCUAUGGAAAUGGAAGCAAAUUGGUUAAGUUCUUCCUCUUGUGGGGUAAUACGUUUAGUUAGAUUAUCGAUGAAAAUCUUAAUGCAUUUACUUCGAUUAAAGUCUUCAUUGUUUAAUCAAAAUGGAUUAUCUCCACUUGAAAGCUUGAUAUAUGCGCAACCUAAACAAAGGGAUACCCUUAGAAUCAUACCAGUCGUUACAAGUUAUAUUAAUAACAUUUUCGACAGAUCCUUACCAAUACUGUCCUGUCGAUUGUUGAGACGAAUCGCUCUUGAAUUCAAUAUGUCUUUAUUAGCAUGCCUUGAUAUGGAACCAGAUCAAAUACGGUUAAUAUUUUUACAAAGUUUGCCAGAUGAUUUAGAGUCAGACGAUCUAAAAAUAGCAAUAUUGGAGUUUGUUGAAGCAUGUAUUGAAAAGCAACCAGGUUUAACAGAAGCAUUUUUUAAAAUUAAUAAUGAAAAAGAAAAAAGGAUUUUUGCUCCGAAAAAGGAGUUUAACAUUGCAGAUAGUAUAGUGUUCUUCAUGGAAAUUUAUCUUUCGAGUGUUCUAGAAACUCCAGAGAUAAUUGAAAAUGAUAUUCCAACAAGAAUAAUGUCAUUAUUUCAUUCUCUUUGGAAAAGUGGAAGACAAAUUUUAGUGAAAAAUUUGUUAGAACAGAAAACUUUUUGGAAUUCAUUGUGUAGCCCGUUGUUCGCAAAACAAUUCAAACCUAAAAUAAAAGCUUACAACCAAAUUUUAAACAUUUUGGGUAUGGAAAUAUUUAUAAGUUCAUCAGAAAAUAAUGUUGAUGAAAGUUUACAGAAAGUUAUUGAUAAAUUUUUUGAAAAAUCUUUCUUCGAAAAGUGGACUAAAUUUGUUUUUGAUUUGCCAAAGAUUUGUGUUGAGGAUUAUAUUGCCGACGAAACCCCAGAUUGGCUGUGUCGUCUUCAGUCAUUUAAGGAAUUCAUUGUAAUUAUUCUAAAAAAAAAUCUAAAGGAUUUUGAAAUUCCAAAUUCACAAAAAAAAUUUUUAGCUAUGAAGACUUUGGAAAUUUUAGUUCAAAGGUCGGAAUAUACUGAUGAUCUCAGGCCGUUUGUCAUUCUUUCAGAACUGUAUUUAAUAGUUUUAAAUAGUUUUAACCACACUUAUACUCAAAAUUUACACGAAGAUCAGGAAAUGCUUACAUUUACAACGAAAUUACUUAACAAUUUAUCUAUUUGCUACGAAGAUUUGCACAUUAGAGCUAAAAUGUCCUGUUUAGCGAUAACCAUCAAAGCAGCAGAUUUAUUAGCUACUGAAUUGACAAAGGAUAUUCACAAUGCUUUAAAUUUCCUUUAUCCUAUAGUCAAUAUAAUAUGUUAUGAGCUUAGUGAUUUAGAAAAAACUGUGAGAAUUGAGUUGCAUGAUAAAACGGCCGGCUACAACCGGAAAGAGAAUCAAGAAACGCAGUCUCAAAAGUGUAAUUUUAAUGAUGAAAAUACACCCUUAAUAUUGAGUUUAAAUUUAUUAAAGACAAUUGCAAGUAUUUUUCAUGAUGAAGGUCCUUCGAACUGGGAUACUCCAUUUCAUUCAAACCGCGUGUUCAAUAGGUUGCUGAGUUGCACUGCAUGGAUUAUUCAACUAAAUUCUAAACAUAAAUUAUCAAUUGAACUCUUGGAUGUUUUAAUAGUAUUUGCUAAAGGAAAUUGUUCACACGAAUUUUUAUACUGUGACAUUGGAGAUUACUUAUGGUUAAAACUUAUUCCACCAAAGGAACUCACAGAAAAUAAUUAUAUGAUGCAGCAGAACCUAAUGAAACCGAAUCAAAACAGAUGGCUGGUUGAAAAUUGGUGGCCAAUAUAUUCUAGAGGAAUUGAAUUAGUGACUAUAUUAUUAGAGAAACACCGUUAUCAGUUUUUAAAAGAUGUUUUAUUGUUUGUUGGAAUUCACGAAGAAUACUUAAUGGAUUGUAUUUUUUUGGCGAAACAAUCUUUGGAACCAAGAGCUAUGGCAUUGAUUAAGAAUGUGAUUUACAUGAUAUGCCUUCUAUCAGAAUAUGAAAGUGAAUGGCAGUUAGAUCACCAGCAAAGUUUAUAUAAUUUAAAGAAAAGUGUUCAGUUUCUGUUAGGACAUUUAAUAUCACUGUUUAAUCAACAAAGAAAUCUUAGAAGACUGAUGCAAGGUGUUAACGUACAAAUAGAUCCAAUCAAAGAACUUAAUAACACAUACUUUCCUGACGACAUAGUAAUUAUAUUAAAUGAGCUUGUUGAGAUAGUAGCAGUUUGUGCCAAAUGUUUAUUAAAUUUCAGUCCCAAUUUAUUGAAUUUCAUAUGUGAACCGCAAUUUUUAAUAUCAAAGUGGGAGUUCAUAUUUGACAUACAAUUUGGACCACCCAAGUUGAAUGAUUACAGCAAUCAAUUAACUUUUGGUACGGUUUUAAAUAUUGUUGGAAUUUUAACAAAAUCACUAAACUUACAAAACAGUUAUGGUUUCAAUGAAAUUCCUUUGAAUGAAAUCCCCGAGAAUAUCACGGAAACUCAAUCAACACGAUCUGUAUCUUCUAGUGAAAAAAAUUGUUCAACUAGGGUACACUUUAACAAAUCCAUGUCUAUAGCAUCGGUUACAUCAUCUGUUACUGCUCCACCGAAUGAAAUUCUUUCAAAUUUAGAUGGAGAAUUGUGUCAAAUGGCUUUAGAAAAAGUUCUAACUUUAAUUGCUUGUCAAACUUUUCUUGCAUUAAGAAAUACAAAUUUAUCUAAUAGAGAAAAACAAUUAAUACGACGUGAAAUAACAACUGAAUUAAUAACUUUUCAUGAAUUUGUAAGAAAAAAAGUUUUAAAUGAUUUUCGUGACCAUCGCGAUAUAUGGCAUCGUAAAAAACGAGGAAUAAUGAUGAUGCAAAUAAAUACAACAAGUAACAAUGGAGAAGAAAAGUCUUCGACAAAGAAAAAAUCAAGUGCUUCAACAAAAAUUUCUUCAAGUGGUACAUCAAAACCAUCAAUGAGAGUUGAUGUUGUUCGACGACAACAUUUACAACAUCAUUUACAAAAUUUGAAUUCUGGAAAACAAAAACAAACUUUCGAUAUGUCGGUAAAUUUAAGUCCUAUAAUUCAGAAAUCAGAUAAAUUAAGUAACCCAAGUUCUUCAACUCCCCAUAUUGGUAAAUCUACAGUACGUAAAACAUCUUUUGACGAUAGUUCUAUUAAAGUAAUUUGUACAGAAAGACCAACACAUGAUGAAGAAAACGAAGAAGAAAUUCAAUACAUUGAACCAAUUGAACCUCGAUAUACACCAUUAUCAUAUGUUCAAUUGGUUGAAGAAGAUUAUUUGCAUUUCCUUUCAAACAUUUUUCAUGUAAUUUGUCAAAAUGAUUAGUUUUAAAAAAUGAAAAAUUAUAUCAAAAAAAAAAAAACAUAUUUUUUG